AUGGAAGCCAAGGCAAAUAUAGUUGAGAGCAAUCCUUCAAAGCAGAAAUCUGAUUCCCAGAAAAAUAAGAAGUCUACAAAGAAAUUUGUACCAGCGGCUAAAGGGAAGGAUUUCAAGAGGAUAAAAGGUGGUUGUUGGGUUUGUGGGAAACCAGGUCACAGAGCACAGGAAUGUCACCAUAGAAGGGACCACAAUCCUGCAAAUUCAAACAACCAGCCCAGGAACAAUCAAGCAAAUGUUACAGAAGUAGAAGAUGAUUUGGCUGCAGUAGUUUUUGAGACAAAUAUGGUCUCAGAUUUUUCUGACUGGUGGAUAGACACUGGAGCCACUUGCCAUAUUUGUGGUGAUAGAGCAAUGUUCUCUACUUGCCAGAAAAUAGAUGGUGAUGAGCACUUAUACAUGGGAAAUUCUUCUGCAUCUGCAGUAAUGGGAAAUGGCAAGGUGUAUUUGAAGUUUACCUCUGGAAAAGAACUAACCCUCCUAGAUGUGCUACAUGUGCUAGAAAUUCGAAAGAAUUUGGUUUCUGGUCCAAUUCUUAGCAAUAAGGGAUUCAAACUAGUGUUUGAGUCUAACAAAUUUGUAUUGACUAAGGGGGGAAUGUUUGUAGGCAAAGGCUAUCUUGCUGAUGGAUUGUUUAAACUCAAUGAUGUGUAA
This is a messenger RNA of Prunus armeniaca (apricot), 654 nucleotides long. NCBI's taxonomy places the organism in Eukaryota, Viridiplantae, Streptophyta, Magnoliopsida, Rosales, Rosaceae. The record is from the annotation of a GenBank genome assembly.